Oncorhynchus mykiss (rainbow trout) is the source of this 1304-nucleotide messenger RNA. Lineage: Eukaryota; Metazoa; Chordata; Actinopteri; Salmoniformes; Salmonidae. The record is from RefSeq and is a predicted model, not a curated record.
CUCUCUCCAUUUAAUACAGGUGGUUAACGUAAACAACCCUCAUCAAAUACUAAAAACAAGCAUUACAAUAAGGAGAUGCCCCACCCCAAUCAGAAAAAAACGGAAGUAGGAUGUCUCGCUUUCUUUACAGUCUCUGCCCCUAUCACGCCAUUGGCUCUUGAGGCGGAAAAUCGACCAAUCGGAAUGUUACAGAGAAUCCUUCAAUCCGAGACCCUGCUCUCUGAGAAGGUGGGUCAGCUUAUGGACUGGACAGGGAAGAGAGCUGUGAUCCGUAUGAACGGGGAGAAGUUUCGUCGCUUUGUGAAGGCUCCUCCCAGGAACUACUCUGUGGUCAUCAUGUUCACCGCCCUGCAGCCACAGAGACAGUGUGGCGUCUGCAAACAGGCUGACGAGGAGUACCAGAUCCUAGCUAAUUCCUGGCGUUACUCCAGUGCCUUCACCAACAAAGUCUUCUUCGCUACCGUCGACUUUGAUGAAGGAUCUGACGUCUUUCAGAUGUUGAAUAUGAACUCGGCUCCCUCCUUCAUCCAUUUCCCUGCUAAAGGGAAGCCUAAGAAGUCUGACUCCUAUGAGCUGCAGGUCAGAGGCUUUGCUGCAGAGCAACUGGCCCGCUGGGUCGGGGACCGCACUGACGUACAGAUCCGUGUGAUCCGUCCUCCUAACUAUGCGGGGCCGUUGAUGCUGGGAUUCCUGCUGGCAGUCAUAGGAGGACUGGCUUACCUCCGCAGAAACAACCUGGAAUUCCUCUACAACAAGAACGUCUGGGCCUUCUCUGCUCUGUGUUUCUGCCUGAUCAUGACUUCAGGUCAGAUGUGGAACCACAUUAGAGGACCUCCCUACGCCCACAAGAACCCCACCACUGGACAAGUGAGUUACAUCCACGGCAGCAGUCAGGCCCAGUUUGUAGCAGAAACUCACAUCGUGCUGCUCUUCAACUCUGCUGUUACCAUGGGGAUGGUGCUGUUGCACGAGGCUGCCACGUCAGAUAUGGACAUUGGCAAGAGGAAAAUCAUGUGUGUAGCAGGGAUCGGUCUGGUGAUGCUCUUCUUCAGUUGGCUGCUGUCCAUCUUUAGAGCUAAAUACCAUGGAUACCCUUACAGUUUCCUGUUGAGUUAGAGAGCUGGGAGGAAGAAGCCUGGAAACUCCAUAGUGCCUCGGACGCCUCACACACCAGAACACUGUUCAUCUGGGGUUAUCUCCUCUUCUGUUGCUGGAAACUACCAGGAAGACAUUGUUUACAUUGACAUUCACAAAGUUCACAAUGUCUUUUUAUUAAUAAAUACUGUACAUGACUAUAAACAUAA